AGCGCUCGAGUUCCGCCGCUCCGGGGCCGCCGCCGCCGCCCGUCCCCGCCUCCCCCCGCCCGCCACGGCCCCUACCCCGCCGGGGCCCCGCGGCCCGGCCAUGGCCACCAGGAAGGCGGGCUCGCGCCUGGAGACGGAGAUCGAGCGGUGCCGCUCGGAGUGCCAGUGGGAGCGGAUUCCCGAGCUCGUCAAGCAGCUCUCGGCCAAGCUCAUCGCGAACGAUGACAUGGCAGAGCUUCUCCUCGGGGAGUCCAAACUAGAACAAUUUUUGAAGGAAAAUACUCUUAAACAGAGUAGUAGUCCACGGGGCCCCCAGCCAAAACUGACUGAGGUCAGGAAACAUCUCACGGCAGCUCUUGAUAGGGGAAAUCUAAAGCCAGAAUUCCUACAGGAAGCUAACCUAAUUAUGGCCAAAUUAAACUAUGUGGAAGGUGAUUACAAAGAAGCUCUGAAUACAUAUGCCAGAGUUGGCAUUGAUGACUUGCAGCUCACUGCAGUGCCACCGUACAGGCUACGGAUGAUUGCUGAAGCAUAUUCUACAAAAGGUCUCUGUCUUGAGAAGUUGCCAAUUUCUUCCUCAGCUAGCAAUCUCCAUGUGGACCGUGAACAAGAAAUUGUUACAUGCUACGAGAAGGCUGGAGAUAUUGCUCUCCUGUACCUUCAGGAGAUAGAAAGGGUAAUUAAUGCCAAUAUACAAAACAGAAGCCCUAAGCCAGGGCCCACUGCACAUGAACAAGAACUUGGUUUUUUCAUGGAAACAGGACUGCAAAGAGCACAUGUUUUAUAUUUCAAGAAUGGGAACUUGACAAGAGGAGUUGGUAGAUUUAGAGAGUUACUAAGAGCUGUUGAAACAAGAACUACACAAAACCUGCGAAUGACGAUAGCGAGACAACUCGCGGAAAUUUUGUUACGAGGUAUGUGUGAACAGAGUUACUGGAAUCCACUGGAAGAUCCUCCUCACCAAUCACCCCUAGAUGAUCCACUUCGAAAAGGUUCAAAUACUAAGAAUUAUGCACUCAGUAGAAGACCACGUGUAUACACUGGAGAAAACAUCUUCUGUCCUCAAGAAAAUACAGAGGAAGCCUUACUGUUGCUGCUUAUUAGUGAAUCUAUGGCUAACCGUGAUGCUGUACUAAGCAGAAUACCUGAACACAAAAACGAUCGUAUCAUCAGUUUGCAAAGUGCAUCUGUCGUCUACGAUUUACUUACUAUAGCCUUGGGAAGAAGAGGCCAGUAUGAAAUGCUCUCAGAGUGUUUAGAAAGAGCCAUGAAGUUUGCGUUUGAGGAGUUCCAUCUCUGGUAUCAAUUUGCGUUGUCCUUGAUGGCAGCGGGAAAAUCUGCUCGAGCUGUUAAAGUCUUGAAGGAAUGUAUACGUUUGAAACCAGAUGAUGCAACUAUUCCACUCCUUGCUGCAAAGCUCUGUAUGGGAUCUCUCCAUUGGUUGGAAGAAGCUGAAAGAUUUGCCAAGGCAGUUGUUGAUCUUGGGGACAAAACAUCAGAGUUCAAAGCAAAAGGCUACUUGGCACUGGGAUUGACUUACAGUCUGCAGGCCACUGAUGCAUCUUUGCGAGGGAUGCAAGAGGUCUUGCAGAGAAAGGCUCUUCUUGCAUUUCAAAGGGCUCACAGUUUGUCUCCAACGGAUCAUCUGGCAGCAUUUUACUUGGCACUCCAGCUUGCCAUAUCCAGACAGAUACCAGAAGCUUUGGGUUAUGUUCGUCAGGCUCUGCAACUACAAGGAGAUGAUGCCAACUCUCUUCAUCUCCUUGCACUCUUACUAUCAGCCCAGAAACAUUAUCAUGAUGCUUUGAAUAUCAUUGAUAUGGCCUUGAGUGAAUAUCCAGAAAAUUUUAUAUUACUGUUUACAAAAGUCAAAUUGGAGUCUCUGUGCAGAGGCCCAGAUGAAGCACUCCUAACGUGUAAACACAUGCUCCAGAUUUGGAAAUCCUGCUACAAUCUCACUAACCCAAGUGACUCCGGCCGUGGGAGCAGCCUGUUAGACAGAGCUAUUGCUGACAGACGACAGCUUAAUACAAUUACAUUACCAGAUUUCAGUGAUCCUGAAACAGGUUCAGUCCAUGCCACAUCAAUAGCAGCUUCCAGAGUGGAGCAAGCAUUGUCCGAGGUUGCUUCAUCUCUGCAAAGCAGUGCCCCUAAACAAGGUCCCCUGCAUCCUUGGAUGACUCUGGCUCAAAUAUGGCUUCAUGCAGCUGAAGUCUACAUAGGGAUUGGGAAGCCUGCUGAGGCCACAGCGUGUACCCAGGAAGCAGCUAAUCUCUUUCCCAUGUCCCACUAUGUUCUCUACAUGAGAGGUCAGGUGUCUGAACUUCGUGGAAAUAUUGAUGAAGCCAAACGCUGGUAUGAAGAGGCCUUAUCUAUUAGUCCUACACAUGUGAAAAGCAUGCAGAGGCUGGCUCUGAUACUUCACCAACUCGGGCGCUAUAGCUUGGCAGAGAAGAUUCUCAGAGAUGCCGUCCAGGUCAACUCUACAGCCCACGAGGUCUGGAACAGCCUGGGAGAGGUGCUACAGGCUCAAGGCAAUGAUGAUGCUGCAACUGAAUGCUUCCUGACGGCACUGGAGCUUGAAGCGAGCAGUCCUGUGGUUCCUUUCACCAUCAUUCCCAGAGUCCUUUGACAGGGCAUCCUGAUCAAACGAUUUUUGGUCUGACUUCUGGAUGAGGAGACCCAGUGUAUCAGACUGCCUGGUAACUGGUGUAGUUUGAGAACCUUUAGAGCAAAGAACCUUUAGGUCUUUGGCAGGCAAGUGGCCAAAACAGUGAGGUGACACAACACAUUAAUGUCGGACUGAGAGGAUGGAAUGGUGAAGCCAGAGCCAAAUCACUCAUAUCGCCUGCGGUUUUGCCCUGGUAGUUUUAAAACAUCAUUAUGUUGUUCAUGGAUGAUGUGCCAUAUUUUGUUAGUGAUACUUGAGUGUUACAUAAAAUUAUAAUGGAAUUGACUACCAAUUGUAGAAUAAGUUAAAAUUCAGUGGCAGAGCAGACUAUUUUUAACAAGGCUGUUAAUAAAACUGUUCUCUUCCUGCCUCUCAAUCUCUUUUGGCCUAAAGUCAAAAUGUGAAUUUUCUGUUUCCAUCUCUAUUUUAGUCCAGGCCAGAAAAUCAGUUGAGUUCUUGGUUUUAGUUGUUAAUAACUGUGAUGUGUGGCUAACUGUUAUCUAGAGCAAAGGCUGAGUACAAGAAUAUUUAUAUUUUACGAUGUAUGCCUGUUACAAAAAAAUAUAUUAGUUAUUUAAGUUUAACUUUUUUAUGUGAAUUCAGAGUUUAUUUAUCAAUGGAAAUAUGUAAAAAGAAGCCGCAAAUGGAAUAUUUACCGACAUUCCUUAUACAUGACCCACACUUGGCUAAAUGGGAAGAUUAUGUUAAUAAUAAAAUGAUUUUUAAAUGGAA
Molecule: messenger RNA, 3403 nt
Organism: Pipra filicauda (Wire-tailed manakin)
Lineage: Eukaryota; Metazoa; Chordata; Aves; Passeriformes; Pipridae
Gene: TTC7B
Product: tetratricopeptide repeat domain 7B
Exons: 20
Coding region: 101-2632 (843 amino acids)
Biological process (GO): phosphatidylinositol phosphate biosynthetic process; protein localization to plasma membrane
Cellular component (GO): plasma membrane
Molecular function (GO): protein binding
Source: RefSeq, a predicted model, not a curated record